Messenger RNA from Malus domestica (apple), 2455 nucleotides. Its product is annotated as suppressor of mec-8 and unc-52 protein homolog 2-like. The record is from RefSeq and is a predicted model, not a curated record. Gene Ontology annotation, biological process: mRNA splicing, via spliceosome. Gene Ontology annotation, cellular component: nucleus. Lineage: Eukaryota; Viridiplantae; Streptophyta; Magnoliopsida; Rosales; Rosaceae.
AUGGAUGAGAACAAAGAACCCAAGAAAGGGAAGGCUGCAUUGCUUUUGAAGAGGGACAUAACAAGGUCCAAAAGAUUCUUGGAAAUUCAGAAAUGGAUGGAAACUGCACAGGUUGAAAAGUUGAGACGCGGUUCUAAUCAGCCAUUUUAUCAGAUUUUGGUUGAUGUACAUGCAGACCCCAACCUUCUGGUGGCAUAUGGGCUUUCUAACGGUACAACGCCGUUCAAGAAAGAAGAUAACAAUGGCGGCGACGAAUACGUCAUCAACCACGUCGUCUCUCUCGAGCUACAAAAAGGGAUUGAGACUGGCAGUUUGGUUGAUAGCCUGUUGACUGGAGCAUUAAAGAACCUAUCCAGCAGUACUAAGGGAUUCUGGACAGCAACUUUCCAAGCUAGAGGAGAAAAUAUACUUGUGAAGUUGCUGACAACUGGAUAUUGUCGUUAUAUACAGGAUGGUUUUAUCCGUAAUUUUACCGCGCAACGAUUUCUCCCUGCGACCUCAUUCCCACGGCGACCUCGUUUUCGAGAGUUCGCCACUCCUCUGCAAACCCUAAUUACCGCAAUUGGAAAAAUCUUUCCGUCCUCCCUGAUUCCAGUUCGAAUUCCCAAUUUCACCGAUGACUUCGUCGAAGAAAGUUACAAGGAGAAAGUUGCCCGCCGCAAGGAGGAGAAAGCGGCGGAGCAACCGGAGUUGCCGAAGUACAGAGACAGAGCUAAGGAGCGAAGGGAAGAUCAAAAUCCCGAUUAUGAGCCGACUGAAUUGGGUUCUUUUCACGCCGUUGCGCCUCCCGGAAACAUUGAUCUCCGGGCAGCUGAGGUACAGAAGUUAUCCAUUGAGAAGAGCAAGUAUCUUGGAGGUGAUGUGGAACACACACAUUUGGUCAAAGGAUUAGAUUACGCUUUACUUAACAAAGUAAGAAGUGAGAUUGACAAAAGGCCAGAUGAUGGAGAUGAGACUGAUGCAAAGUCUAGAGCAUCAAAGGAAGACCAAAAAAUUUCAUUUCGCACUGCUACCGCAAAGUCAGUGUACCAAUGGAUAGUCAAGCCCCACGCUGUUAUCAAAACCAACGAGAUGUUCCUACCUGGUAGAAUGUCGUUCAUUUUUAACAUGGAGGGAGGAUACACCCAUGACAUCCCAACCACCUUGCAUAGGAGUAAAGCUGACUGUCCACAGACAGAGGAAGCAGUAACUGUCAAUGUUGAUGGUUCUGUACUUGACCGAAUUGCUAAAAUUAUGUCAUAUCUUCGUCUUGGAUCUUCUGGGAAGGUUCUCAAGAAGAAAAAGAAGGAAAAAGAUGCAAGAGGAAAGAUUUCAGUCGUUGGUAAUGACUAUGAUGGAGAGGAUAAGUCCUUGAAGCCUGAUGUUGGGAUUUUGAAGAAGGAAACUAAAAGGGAGAUUUUGCCACCACCCCCUCCACCCCCUCCCAGGAAAAAUCACAUAGAUUCAAAAGCACAACAAGGCCCAACUGUUGCCAGAGUAGAUGAGGAUGACAUUUUUGUUGGGGAUGGCGUUGACUAUGUUGUUCCUGGUAAAGACUUGAGUCAAAGCCCGCUCUCUGAGGACAUGGAAGAGUCUCCUCGGAACAAGGAAAGAGUUUCUUAUUUUGAUGAACCUGCUUAUGGUCCCGUCCAACCCGUCCAAUCCUAUGGGGUGCCUCAGGAAUGGCAAGAUAUGAACGGAUACAAUGCGGUGCAAACACAAACAAUGGAUGGUGCCUACCAGGGAGAGUGGCCAGAAUACCAAUAUGCUGAGCAAAUGGCUUAUCCUGAACAAUACCUCCAGGCAAAUAUGGAGGGUUAUGAUGAACAAACAGGCUUAAACAUGCAGGAUCCACGCUUUAUGACUCAAGAGGAGAAGGAUCGAGGUUUAGGAUCUGUGUUUAAGCGGGAUGACCAAAGACUACAACAAUUGAGGGAGAAGGAUGCCCGAGAAAAGGAUCCAAACUUCAUCUCGGAGAGUUAUUCUGAAUGUUACCCUGGUUAUCAAGAAUAUAAUCGCGAGGUGGUUGACAGUGACGAUGAAGAUGACUUGUCAAAAAUGGAUAUGGGUGGACGAGCUAAGGGUCGUCUUCACCGGUGGGACUUCGAGACUGAAGAAGAAUGGGCAACAUACAAUGAGCAAAAGGAAGCUAUGCCCAAGGCAGCUUUUCAGUUUGGUGUGAAGAUGCAAGAUGGUCGUAAGACACGAAAGCAAAACAAGGACCAGAAGAUCACUAAUGACCUGCACAAGAUCAACAAGAUACUUGCUAGAAAGAAGAUGGAGAAGGAUAUGGACGGUGACGGUGGUGGCCAUUAUGACGAUGAUGAACAGCCUGGCAAGAAGAUUCGGGUUUGAAACUAGUUUAGUUAGGUUAACAGAUUGUAAUAUUUAGUGGGAAUAAUUUGAUUGCACCUAAAUUUAAUAGAAACGAAUGUAAUUAAAGAUUAUAAAUUAAUAUCAAGUAUUUCAAGCACUU